AUGUCUCGAGCGAUUCUCAUUACCGGUGCAACCGGAAAACAAGGCGGCGCCGUCCUUGAUGCUCUCCUGAGGCACAAGUCAUCAGACCUUCUUCUUCUCGCAGUUACACGAAAUGCCCAAUCAGCAUCUGCAAGACGCAUCGCUGCCAAGUCCCCGUCUAUCAGAAUUGUCGAGGGCGAUCUCGACGCGGCCCCGACUCUUUUCGCCUCUGCCAAGGCAUCAGCUGGGACCGUACCACUUUGGGGCGUCUUUUCCGUCCAAGCAAUGGCAGACCGGAAAUCAGACGAAGAGACCCAGCAAGGAAAAGCCAUGAUUGAUGAAUCCAUCAAGGCUGGAGUACAGCACUUCGUCUACAGCAGCGUCGAACGUGGUGGUGACGAGCAUUCAUGGAACAAUCCUACUCAUGUACCACACUUCAUAACCAAACAUCGGAUCGAACACCACCUACGCGAUUCUACCGCGGAUAACAAAAGCGCCAUGGGCUGGACGAUUCUACGUCCCGUCAUCUUCAUGGAUAACCUAGCACCAGGGUUCUUCGGCAAAGUGUUCCUUACGAUGAUUCGCGACGUCAUGGGGCAGAAACCCCUGCAGUGGAUCGCCACCAAGGAUAUCGGCUUCUUCGCGGCUGAGGCUUUCCGUAACUCAACUACCUGGAACAAAAAGGCCAUAGGACUGGCGGGUGACGAACUCACCUUCUCACAGUUAAGCCAGACGUUUAAGACUGUCACGGGCGAACCUGUUGGGACAACAUUUGGAGUGCUAGGCAAAGCGUUGAAGCACGGAGUCCAGGAGGUGGGCAUCAUGGUGGACUGGUUCAAGGAAGAAGGCUACAAGGCCAACAUGGCAGAGAACAAGAGGAUCCAUCCUGAUGUAAUGAGCAUGGAGAAAUGGCUGAAGGAAAGUGCAUUUGUCAAGAAACAAUGA
Molecule: messenger RNA, 924 nt
Organism: Verticillium dahliae VdLs.17
Lineage: Eukaryota; Fungi; Ascomycota; Sordariomycetes; Glomerellales; Plectosphaerellaceae
Product: nucleoside-diphosphate-sugar epimerase family protein
Exons: 1
Coding region: 1-924 (307 amino acids)
Source: RefSeq, a predicted model, not a curated record